Molecule: messenger RNA, 2211 nt
Organism: Harpia harpyja (harpy eagle)
Lineage: Eukaryota; Metazoa; Chordata; Aves; Accipitriformes; Accipitridae
Product: basic salivary proline-rich protein 4-like
Exons: 5
Coding region: 1-1047 (348 amino acids)
Source: RefSeq, a predicted model, not a curated record
AUGCGGCCCCCUCGGGGCCAGCCGCCCCCCGGGCCCGGCCAGCCCCUGCGGGCCGGCGGCGAGGCGGGGCAGCCCCAGCGCCCACCGCCGCCUCACCCGUCCCGCGAGUCCCCGCCGCCCAGCGGCAAGGCACGGACUGGGACCGGGACCGGGACCGGCGCCGCUCCGCCGGCCGCAGAGGGCCGCGCCGCGCGCGCGCGGGGCACCGCUACGGGUCGCCGGAAGGGCCCUGCCGGGCGCGCGGCGGGCACGGGCGUCCGCCGCCGCUCCGCCCCCGCCGCCGACUCCGGAAGGGAAACCGGAAGCGCCGCGCCCUUUCCCGUUUCCCCCUCCAACCCCCCCGGCAACCGGCGGCAGCGCACGGACGUUCCGGCCCGCGGACGGCUGACGACCCCGGGGUGGGAGGGACGAGGCAGCCUCCCCUCCCCAGGCACCCCGGUGCUGCCUGCCCGCCCGCCCCCGGGGCCUCAUGGCCAGCUGUCCGGCCGGAGGCUGCACGGCCUCCCCUGGCCUGCCCUCCUCGGGUGGCCUGGCACUGGGCUGGGCCCUCCCGGCUCAGAAGGGACCGGCAGCUUUCACCGCCUCGGCCAUGACUCCACCCCGAAAAGCCUGUCGUGCCCAGUCUCAGCACACACAGGAGCUUUGUCCUUGGUUUCAGGGACGCCACUACCAGCCUCGCUGCACGCGUAUCAGCUUAACCGAGAGCUAAAUGCAACCCACCUGCUUGGCUGCCUCUCCUUUCCUCUGUACAGAUCAUCUCCCAGAGACCUUCGGGAGGUGCCCCACGCUGUGACCGGUUACCUGAGACCAAUAAAGGCCACGUUUCGUGCAGGCCGGGCCGUGCAUUAUGUAUGGGAGCAGCAGCCCGGCUGCACGGCCAGCAUUGCCAAAAGGAGCCCUGGAGAGGCGAGAGGGAAGCGAGUCAGGCCGCGGUCAGCUCUGUGGUGUUCAGUCAAGGAGGAUCAGCUUUUAACAGCCAUGUACGCAUGUAAGGUACAGCGUGACAAGCAGGGUUCAUGCUGCCACUCGUGUUCCCCCGUGGGUUAGCAUGAACGGUGCAGAGAGGGUCCCUUGAGGAAGCGCUGAUGCUACCACCGGACGUCCCUCCUGGCAGCACUGCUGAGCAGAGAGACUGAGGUCUCCGUUCUGCAGCUUCUUGGAGCCUCAUCAGCUUUGGUGGGUCCAGCUCGCUGCAGUCCGGACCACGAUUCCUCAGCAGAAGGCUAUGGCACAGCUUCAAGUUAUUAUCCCUAGUUACCAUCUCAGCAACAUCGCCACGCGCGGCCAGGGAAACAGAGACGCGAACGUGUCGGUGUAGUUACUGCAGAGCUCCCAGCUCUAUGUAAGCCCCUGAGCUCCACCGUGCUCAGCGUCAACAGCCCUCGAGCUGCCCAGGAGCAGGGUCAGAAGCCAAAGGGUUUCAGUGCAUCAAACCACUUAGUCCAUCAAAUCCCUGUUUCCCCUGAGACCAGCAGCACAUCUUAAGCUGUAUCUCCGCUCAAGGAGCUCUGCACCUCCUGUUUUAGACCCUAAACUACAAGUCCCAGGGGGUGCAAAUUAAGUCCCAGAGGGUGCAAAUCCUUCCCUGCCUCACACUUUUACUGCCCGUGAGUUGUCCCGACCCGACGGCAUUUAUCCAGGCAAAACGGGGGAGAGGGAACAGAGCAUGGCAUCCAUGUCUCCUGACUUAUUGGAGUAACGAUGUCCGUGUGCUUUAUGCCGUGCCAGUGCAGAACACAAGUUAUUUCGUUCCAGGGGAAUGGAGACGAGACCUGCCGCACGUAGUGAUUUGCUUGUGGUGAUAAGCCAAACCUGUGGCAGAGCCAAUGCUGUGCUCCACCACCUUAUUUCCAUUAAACCUCGGGCUUAAAACACUACAGUGAUUGCAUGGGACGGGCUGUAUUUUCCACCUCAUACUCUGCCAGCCUUUUCCCACCCCCGAAUCUCAUUUUUCUUGGCCGGGUGAGGACUCGUAUGGAGAAUACUUGGCUGUGCGUCAGGGCCGAGAGCUUUUCAUCGAAAGAGCAAUUAAGGAGUUAAUACCGUCCUUCUCCUUUUCCUCGAUUUUAAAACCACCAAAGAUUAUCCACUCCUGCUUUGGAGAGGGAGGGGAAAUACAAUAAACUGCCUGCAUUUUGCACGGGGAGGGGAAGGCCGGCCUGGGCUGCGCUGAGCUGCCCCCGCCCCGCCGUCCCCCCCCCCGCCCGGCCG